GGCCUCAGAAAACCAAUCCCCUAACGCCAGAGCGCUCUCCUCCUCUUUGGCUCUCUUUCCUUCGCGGGUAGCAGUGUAGCAGAUGACUGGAUGAUGGCUAUCACAAUGAACUCCUCGUUGGACUUCGGCACGGCGGUAAGGAUCCAAAGUGUCCCAGGAUCUUCAGCAACGUGCAAUCAGAAUUCGUUAUGGGUGCAACGUCCUAACUGGAAGGUAAACUUUGUUGAGAUUCCAUUGAGGCUAUGGCUUGGGCCAAGGAGGUACAAAAACGAUGUUAGAUGGAGCAAAAUCCCCUCGGCAACAGAUAGUAAUGAGGCAGCAGCAGAACCAAACAUUGCAGACUCUACAAGUACUGAAACAACUGUAGCCAACGAUCAGCUUUCAUCAUCUAAUGUUCAGAUUGAUGUGAAUGGUAGUGGCCAAACCUCCCCUAAAGUGCAGGAGCCUGCACCAAAAAGAUCACCUUUGACGGCGAGGGAGAAGCUAAGGGCGGCGCGUGUCCUCAGUAAAUAUGCAGAAUCGCAGCCUUCCAAACCAAAACCUGGGAGUAGAGUAUUAGAUGCAUUAAGAGAGAGUGAUAAAGGUAAGAAAAGGUUCGGCCUCCCAGAAGCUCCCACAGAUCUAUUAGAUGAUAGCAAGCGUGGGCUUCCAAAGCAAGGAUUGACCUUUGAUCUGCCUGGGGGCACCGAUCUGUUCAUCAUUGUCUUCUCUUUUAUCUUCAUUAGCACGGUCAUGUUUGCGACAACUUACAUUGUGUGGAAAUCCGGUGCUAUACAUUUUAAUGAAUAUUGAGGAGAAGGCAGCCCCUGUAGUCAACAGUGGAAGCAACCUUACAGUUCUCUGCAUAUCCUGAUAGCUGUUUGAAGGCAAAAUAAUAGGAGACAUAAUGGCAAGUGUAAUAUUACUCAAUAACAGAUUGUUUCUACUGCAUUGGUGCUCAUCUGAAGAAUUGUUUUAGGCCAUUGUGAGUUGCACAAGUUCCUGUUUUAUAAUUCUAUUUUCUAUACUCAAUGUGACCCAACUUAAGAUGGCAGUGUAUCUAAGAAAAGAAGUAAUAGUAAAUUUUACUGGACCUUUUGCA
Elaeis guineensis (African oil palm) is the source of this 1081-nucleotide messenger RNA. RefSeq lists its product as uncharacterized. The record is from RefSeq and is a predicted model, not a curated record. NCBI's taxonomy places the organism in Eukaryota, Viridiplantae, Streptophyta, Magnoliopsida, Arecales, Arecaceae. Gene Ontology annotation, cellular component: chloroplast thylakoid membrane.